Messenger RNA from Psammomys obesus (fat sand rat), 3926 nucleotides. RefSeq names its product CLOCK interacting pacemaker (gene Cipc). The record is from RefSeq and is a predicted model, not a curated record. The transcript has 3 exons. Bases 50 to 1246 code for a protein of 398 amino acids. Gene Ontology annotation, cellular component: nucleus. Lineage: Eukaryota; Metazoa; Chordata; Mammalia; Rodentia; Muridae. Gene Ontology annotation, biological process: negative regulation of DNA-templated transcription; negative regulation of circadian rhythm.
AAUCCAUAUGCAAAGACUACCUUCAAUCCAGCUUCCAACCCACUGAGACAUGGAGAGGAAAGUCCCGUCCCGAGAGAGCCCCAGAAGACUCUCCGCCAAGCCAGGCCGAGGCACAGAGAUGAAAAAAGUGGCCCGACCUCUUGGUGUGCUGGCUGCUGACUCAGACAAGGACUCUGGCUUUUCAGAUGGGAGCUCAGAAUGUUUGAGCUCCGCAGAGCAGAUGGAGUCAGAGGACAUGCUGAGCACCUUGGGCUGGAGCAGAGAAGACAGGCUGAGACAGAACCCCAAAGCUGCAAGCAGUGCCUUCCCUGCGCUGUCCCCUAUGGUCGUCAUGAAGAAUGUGCUGGUCAAGCAGGGCAGCAGCUCCUCCCAGCUCCAGUCAUGGACUGUCCAGCCCUCCUUUGAAGUGAUCUCAGCACAACCACAACUCUUUGUUCUUCAUCCACCUGUGCCAUCUCCUGUCAGCCCAUGCCAUACUGCUGAGAAAAAGUCAGAUUCCAGAAACUACUUGCCCAUUCUAAAUUCUUAUACCAAAAUAGCCCCCCACCCAGGCAAAAGGGGCCUCUCCGUCAGCUCAGAAGAAAGAGGAACAAGUGGGGUACCGAAGAAACUCUGCACAGAGAGACUGGGGCCAGGCCUGUCUUCCAGUGAGCCGGCCAAGACUGGCCCUGUGCUAUCCAGUCCUUCUACUCCAGCCCCACCCAGCUCCAAGCUUACGGAGGACUCAGCUCUGCAAGGAGUGCCCUCCCUGGGGGCUGGUGGAAGUCCACAGACUCUUCAGCCUGUGUCCAGCAGUCAUGUGGCUAAAGCUCCCAGUCUGACCUUUGCAUCGCCUGCCAGUCCUGUGUGUGCCUCAGACAGCACUCUGCAUGGCUUAGAGAGCAGCUCCCCUCUUUCACCACUGUCAGCCAGUUACAGUUCACCGUUGUGGGCCGCAGAGCACCUCUGCCGCAGCCCAGACAUCUUUUCAGAGCAGCGGCAGAACAAGAACAGGCGCUUUCAGAAUACCUUAGUGGUGCUCCACAAGUCCGGUUUGCUGGAAAUCACUUUGAAAACCAAGGAGUUGAUUCGUCAGAACCAAGCAACUCAGGUGGAACUAGACCAGCUGAAGGAGCAAACCCAGAUGUUUAUAGAGGCCACCAAGAGCAGGGCUCCUCAGGCGUGGGCCAAGUUGCAGGCAUCACUAACAUCUGGGUCCAGCCUUUCAGGCAGUGACCUAGACACGUCUGAUCCCCCAGACAUAUAGCACAGGCAUUUUUCAGUCCUUUGAGUGGUUCUUUUACCUUUUUUGCUAUUUCUACCUACACUUGUUUUCCACAGCCUAUUUAAGAGCUUUUCUUUCUAAACUCACAAAGCCACGUGCAGUCCCUGGCUGCUGUCUAAUCUGUGGUUGAUGCACAGGUUAAGUGUAUUUAAGUUCCUCUGAGGCUCUCCAAGUGGAAGUAUCUGUGAGUCCUUUUUUUUUUUUUUUUUUUUUUUUUUUAACCUGUAGGCAUUUAGCUGGCUCUUGGGACAUAGGAGAGAUGGCUGUACGAGUCUCUUCCAGCUGUCACCUCCCAUCCUCCUCACUCUCCAGGAUCAGUGACAUGGAGGAGUGUCUAGAAUGGCACUUGUCAAACCAAGGAGAAGGUGACCUAAGGAUCCCUUCAUGGGCCUCCCUCAAGCAUCUUAGUCACAGAGGGAAAGAAGAGGACAUUUUGCUUUCUACCAGGCAUUGUGCUUAUUGGGUGAAACCUAAAAUGCUUUGGGCAUAGGUGCCUGAGCACAAGCAUUUAACCACAUAAGGCUUUGUUCCUUACACUUGAAAGUUAAAGGAGAAAGGGCAGAGCCAUCUGACUCAUGUUACCACACACCAGAUCUCACUUAACACGAGUAGGCAAAUGCUUCAGAUUUUUCAAAUACAGAUGGAUUUAGUUCCAUUGAUAAAUUACUUUUUUGAUUAAAGGGUCAAAGAAGCCAGCAUUUUUGGUCACUAACUUGAAGGUGUUGUUAACUCAUGCUUGACAUAGCAUAACCUGUCUUAUAUUGAAAAAGCUUGAGAUGGGGCUGCAGAUGGCUCAGUGAGUAAAGGUGCUUGCUGCCAAGCCCGGUGACCUGAAUUUGAUCCCCUGAACCCAUGCGAUAGGAGGAGAACCAACUACUGCAAAUUGUUCAUCACAUUUGUGCAUACGUACACACACACACACACACACACACACACACACACACACACGAUAAAUAAACAAAUGUAAAAUUACAAAACCUCAGAACAGAACAAUGAGAAGCUUGCGAUGGCUUCAGUGGGUCCUCAGGAUCUGGUGUCAGUCACCCUCUGCUGUCUCUUGUCUGAGCUUCACCCAGCUGUGUCUGUGAGGGAGGAAACGAUUGUGCUUAUAGAUUUUGAGUUAAGGAAAGCCCCAAGGCCACAAAAGCCAGAAAGGAUGCUUCCCCUUUUUCACAUCUGGUAAUGUCCUGUCCUGAUGGGGCCAGCGCGGAGCAGUCAGCAGAGCCGAAGUGUGAUGCCCCUGGUCUUAGGAUGGAGCGUGUGAGGAGCCUCCAUAUGGCACGUUCCCCUCGGCUUUCCUGUGCGGGGAGCUAAGUGUCUACACAGUAAAGAUCCAAAGGCUUGUAGCCUUGUUUAAAGUUUUCAUCCUCCUGGAAAUCUUUGUUCUUCUCUAAUUAACUUUGUUUUUAUGACCAGUGUCAUCUUUUCUGCAGAGAGAAUGCUCUUAGGGCUUUACUAGGUCCAAUUAAGGAUCAUAUUUAUUAGGUAGUUGGUUGUAAUUCUAACAUAGUUUAAAAAUUAUAAGACUCAGGUUGACUCUACUGUGUUCAUAAAGAUACUUAGAUCUGACCGGUUUAAAAAUAAUCAACUUGGUAAAAUCACUCUAUUCUCUGAUCAACACAGAAUGAUUACCUGUUGUUUGCUUUCUGAAAGAGCUUCCAAAAUCAGAGCCAGUGUCUCUGGGCAGACUCAGCUCCUUAUGGUAUGCUUCCCCUGAAUCUGUAUGGUAUUGUAGCCACUCCACUAGGAAUCCUUUUGUCAGAAUAUUUGGCAGGAAAGCUGUAGAGACAGGUGCAUUCAGAACAGCCUGGGUACCAGCCAUGAGUCUGACCGAGUGUCAGAAGUCUGGAAGCACUUGCUGAGACCAAAUGUCCUCCACUGGAAAAAGCCCUCUGUGGGCUGUAAGCCUCUUGGACUCUUCCUCCUAGAUUUGGGCUUUCAUUUUCCUUCCAGUCCUCAUAAAAGAUGAAAGCCACCAUAGACCCUCACUGCUGAGUGGCGGGGAGAGUUCGCUCCCCCGUCACUGCUCCUCUGUGAUUUUAGAGGGCAGCUGCAAGUCUCUAGACUGUUAGCGUAACGUUCUGUUCCUGGUGGAGCUGGAAGCAGAUGGGCUCCAGCAGAGAAGCUAGAUCUUAGAAGGAGCACUUCUUUGAGGUCAGAGGCCAGACCAGCACUUGGAGGAAGCCCGAGUGGACGUGGAGGAUCUGCAUUGGUUGCCCAAGGCUGUAAGCAGCAGUGGCCUUAGUGGUGCAUGCUCUAAGUCCUUUUGAAGCAUUGUGCAGGGCUGUUGUUUUUCCAGGGUGAGAAGUCAGGUUUAGCUCAGAUCAACCCAUAGGAGAACCUUUGUCAGGUUGUAUUGGCAGUAUUGAAAUACAUUUGGAAAGGUUCCUGACUGAACUGGUUAUAGAACUUAAUGUCAUUUGUAAUUUACUGCACUGUUUUUAUUGAUUAUAGUAUUGUCUGACUUUUCUUCUCUGGUAUGAUUCCUUCAGCAGACAAGUUACUCUUGCACAUAUUCUGAAGUGGCUUUUCAGUCACAUCCUCCUUAGGGUAGAGACUAUUUACCAAAUGUGAAUUCUUUUAAGAAAGUGUGAAGUUAUGUAGAAAUUGACUGUGAAAUGUCAGAGAAAAAAAAAAAUAAAAGUCACUUACUUGAAAACUA